AUAUGGUGUAUUCCUACACAUGCUUCAAACGGAAGGAUUUUCUAGCUUCUAUGGUUGCUGCGAAACGAGUGACUAGCUUUUAUUAAUAUCACCCAUGCAUUUACAGUGACAGUGUGMCGCGUUUGUUGUGUGACAUUUACGACCAUUUAUCACGUAAGCCACAACAAUUACACGACCUUUGAUUGGUUAAUGAACAGCAAAAAACAUUCCAGAAAAUACUUCUAUACGGUCAGGCAGGGCUUUUCGAUUCGUACUGUAACAAGGCAUGGUAAAUUAAUCCUAGGUCUAGUCUUUUAUCAUGUGCCAAGCAAUAAAGAUCGUAGUUGCUGGUCUUGGUCGAGCUGGAAAAGCAAGAGUUCGCGACAUUACUGCAAAUGUUUUUGGGGAAAAUGUGGUUGCUUUGAAAGGCAUUAUUUCACGACCCUUGGUAUGGACAGAGACGCGAGGUACUUUUAGUAGUCGUUCCAUAACUUUUCAUUUUACAUUCGAAGAUGGGACAACAAUGGACUAUUCGCCUCGAGCGGGACCUCCCCCUYGUCCAACACCACACGGUCAAACUGCUCCCAAGGGGUUGUUUAUGCGAGACCUGGAAUUGUUUUUGAAGAAAAUACGUGGUGAAGUUGCCGCAGAUGAGAUUGAAAAGGAGAAGAAACGUAUGUUGCACUGUGCCGAUAUUGCAGGGAAAAUCGAGGAGCUUGCAAUGAAAAAGAUAUAAGCGUAAAAAUUGAAUGGAAAAAUAGAAAUAUUAGAMAAAUAAACUAACAGCUUCUAUGAAACUCU
Exaiptasia diaphana is the source of this 780-nucleotide messenger RNA. RefSeq names its product biliverdin reductase A. The record is from RefSeq and is a predicted model, not a curated record. The transcript has 2 exons. Lineage: Eukaryota; Metazoa; Cnidaria; Anthozoa; Actiniaria; Aiptasiidae. The coding region runs from base 299 to 715 and encodes 138 amino acids.